CAUCUUGACGGAAGCCUGCCUCCAGACUGCGGCGAUAAACAAAAGCACGCAGCGUGACGUCACAGGAGCUCCGCGGUGACACUCUCACAUUCACCGGAUCACCUCGCUCUCAUUUGCCGAGGAUCGCAGUCGGAAGCGGGACGUGAGUGGAAAAGAUAGCCGUUUAAAGGAAGGUGACUUGGCUGCUGGAUCACUUGAAGGUCCGUGCCAGCGCCGCGAACAUGACGGAGGUCCGGCGGCGAGGCGGAGGAGAAGAGCGGGACAGCGCCGACAACAUCAGCGACAAGGAGACGGACAGUGACGACAAGUUGGGCCUGCAAGGCGACACUGAGGGUGAAUGCGACGUGGACACCAAGGCGGACACUCCUGAUGUCCCGGCGUCCACGGCGGACACGGACAACACUCCACAGUGUCUCAACAAGGCCCUGGAAGGCCUGCCGCCAAGAUGGAAGAACUACUGGAUACGAGGAAUUCUGUCCAUAGCCAUGAUUUCUUUCUUCUUCCUGAUCAUCUACCUGGGACCAAUCACUCUCAUUUUAAUGGUGAUGAUCGUCCAAAUCAAGUGUUUCCAAGAAAUCAUCACCAUCGGUUACAAGGUGUAUCGAUCCUACGACCUGCCCUGGUUCAGAACCCUCAGCUGGUAUUUCCUGAUCUGCGUCAACUAUUUCUUCUACGGUGAGACGCUGGCCGACUACUUUGGUGCGCUGGUGCAGAGGGAGGAGCCUCUGCAGUUCCUGUCUCGCUACCACCGCUUCAUCUCAUUCACUUUGUACCUGGCAGGUUUCUGCAUGUUUGUGCUGAGUUUAGUGAAGAAACAUUACCGCCUGCAGUUUUACAUGUUUGCUUGGACCCAUGUGACGCUGUUGAUUGUAGUGACUCAGUCGCACCUUGUCAUUCAGAACCUGUUUGAAGGGAUGAUCUGGUUCAUCGUGCCCAUCUCCAUCGUCAUCAGCAACGACAUCGGCGCUUACCUGUUUGGCUUCUUUGGAAGGACGCCACUCAUCAAGCUGUCCCCCAAGAAGACGUGGGAAGGUUUCAUCGGAGGUUACUUCUUCACCGUCAUCUUUGGAUUCAUUCUGGCCUACCUGCUGUCCCAGUUCCAAUACUUUGUGUGUCCUGUGGGUUUCAGCAGUGACAGCAACAGAUUCACUGUGGAGUGUCAGCCCUCACAACUCUUCAUCAUGCAGGACUACACACUACCUGACAUCCUGCCAUGGAAGAGGGUGAGCAUGUUUCCAUUCCAGAUCCACAGCAUCUUCCUCUCCUCCUUCGCCUCGCUCAUCGGACCUUUUGGUGGAUUCUUUGCUAGCGGCUUCAAGAGAGCCUUCAAGAUCAAAGACUUUGCCAGCACCAUCCCGGGUCACGGAGGCAUCAUGGACCGCUUCGACUGCCAGUACCUGAUGGCCACCUUCACGCACGUCUACAUCGCCAGCUUCAUCAGAGGUCCCAACCCCAGCAAAGUCAUGCAGCAGCUGAUGAUGCUGCCUCCCGAACAGCAGCUGAGCAUCUUCCACACGCUGACCUCACACCUGAGGGAGCACGGUCUGCUCUGAGUGUGUAUGUACACACACACAUACACACACACACACACACCUCUGAGGGAGCACGGUCUGCUCUGAGUGUGUAUGUACAUACACACACACACACACACACACACCUCUGAGGGAGCACGGUCUGCUCUGAGUGUGUAUGUACACACACACAUACACACACACACACACACACACACACCUCUGAGGGAGCACGGUCUGCUCUGAGUGUGUAUGUACACACACACAUACACACACACCUGAGGGAGCGCGGUCUGCUCUGAGUGUGUAUGUACACACACACAUACACACACACACACACACCUCUGAGGGAGCGCGGUCUGCUGUGAGUGUGUGAUGAUACACACACACACACACACACACACCUGAGGGAGCGCGGUCUGCUGUGAGUGUGUGAUGAUACACACACACACACACACACACACACUGUCAUCCAUCUUCAAACCAAAACCACCACACCAAAAAAAAAACAGUUUUUGCCGGGAGGGCUUGCCGCCCCCCUGUGGACAAAUGUUGCACUGCACUGACCGUGACGAACAAAAGGGACUUGUGAAGCGUUCACCAGCACAAAGUGAAGAAGACACUAUUCUACUCGCUACAUGUAGCACGUAUGCUAACUAGCUUUUAGCGCCUUCAUGCAAUGGUAGCGCACAUGCUAAUAUUGUACAUAUGAUAUAUAGAAAAGAAAUAUGGCAUGGACACAUUUAGUUAGAAGGUGUUGGGAACUACAGAUGUUAUGUACAGGCACUGGUAAACAAAGGUAGAUGAUGCAAUAAAUGAGCAUGUUGUGCACAGGGUCAAAGCCCAACUAAGAAUGCUAGCAACUAGCGGCGCAGGACGUACAUGGUAAGGUUGAAGUCUACAUCUUUCACUUUAGAGCCACCUUGACUAGUAAUAGCACUCUGCAUAGCGAGUGUUUCUUCUCAUGCUAAGGAAGUUAGCAUUGACUAGUAAUAGCACUCUGCAUAGCGAGUGUUUCUUCUCAUGCUAAGGAAGUUAGCAUUGACUAGUAAUAGCACUCUGCAUAGCGAGUGUUUCUUCUCAUGCUAAGGAAGUUAGCAUUGACUAGUAAUAGCACUCUGCAUAGCGAGUGUUUCUUCUCAUGCUAAGGAAGUUAGCAUUGACUAGUAAUAGCACUCUGCAUAGCGAGUGUUUCUUCUCAUGCUAAGGAAGUUAGCAUCAGCUUGCUUUUUUUUCGGUGGCAUUCACUGCCAGCUGAACGCACUAGCCUGUUUGGCUUUGUGGCUAAGGCGCCCCCUGCUGUGUGUCUGCUGUAACGCUAGUUUGUCAGCAUUCCAUAUGGAAGUAAUAUUGGAGCAAAACUAUUUGUCUAUCUCAAUCUGUGCGUCUGUGACCAGAUUCUUGUGUGUUUGUGUUAUAAUUUGUGUGUGCGUAUCUCAAUCUGUGUGUGUACGUGUACUCAAAUAUGUGUGUCUGUGUUGUAAUUUGUGUGUGUAUCUCAAUGUGUGUGUGUAUAUACUCAGAUCUGUGUGUGUGUGUGUGUUCUAAUUUGUGUGUGCGUAUCUCAAUCUGUGUGUGUACUCAGAUCUGUGUGUCUGUGUUCUAAUUUGUGUGUGCGUAUCUCAAUCUGUGUGUGUGUGUGUGUGUGUGUGUAAUCAGAUCUGCCUGCCCGCGUUCUAAUUUGUGUGUGUGUGUGUGUAUAUUUUAAUGUGUGUGUGCGCGUGUGUGUAAUCAGAUCAGCCUGUGCGUGUUGUAAUUGGUGUCAGUAUUUCGAUCUGUGUGUAAAAAAAAAAGAAGUGUAUUCAGAUUAGUGUGUAGCAGAAAGUCUCACACAUAAGAUGUGUGUGUCCAUGCAGUGAUUACAAUGUGUAAACAAGACUUGUGUGUCUGCAACUUGACAUUUCAUUUCCCUGUACACCCCACUAGUGUACUCCCCACUAGUGUACUCCCUACUAGUGUACUCCCUACUAGUGUACUCCCCACUAGUGUACUCCCUACUAGUGUACUCCCCACUAGUGUACUCCCCACUAGUGUACUCCCUACUAGUGUACUCCCCACUAGUGUACUCCCUACUAGUGUACUCCCCACUAGUGUACUCCCCACUAGUGUACUCCCCACUAGUGUACUCCCCACUAUGUUGUUCUGUGUUCACACCUCACUUGUUGACAGAUACACACAUAGUUGUGACAAAUACGUUACUCAUCAUUGUUGUAUGUUCCACAUGGAAUAACAUGAGUGAUGCCAAGUCAUCAUUGUUGUAUGUUCCACAUGGAAUAACAUGAGUGAUGCAAGGUCAUCAUUGUUGUAUGUUCCACAUGGAAUAACAUGAGUGAUGCAAGGUCAUCAUUGUUGUAUGUUCCACAUGGAAUAACAUGAGUGAUGCAAGGUCAUCAUUGUUGUAUGUUCCACAUGGAAUAACAUGAGUGAUGCCAAGUCAUCAUUGUUGUAUGUUCCACAUGGAAUAACAUGAGUGAUGCAAGGUCAUCAUUGUUGUAUGUUCCACAUGGAAUAACAUGAGUGAUGCAAGGUCAUCAUUGUUGUAUGUUCCACAUGGAAUAACAUGAGUGAUGCAAGGUCAUCAUUGUUGUAUGUUCCACAUGGAAUAACAUGAGUGAUGCAAGGUCAUCAUUGUUGUAUGUUCCACAUGGAAUAACAUGAGUGAUGCAAGGUCAUCAUUGUUGUAUGUUCCACAUGGAAUAACAUGAGUGAUGCAAGGUCAUCAUUGUUGUAUGUUCCACAUGGAAUAACAUGAGUGAUGCAAGGUCAUCAUUGUUGUAUGUUCCACAUGGAAUAACAUGAGUGAUGCAAGGUCAUCAUUGUUGUAUGUUCCACAUGGAAUAACAUGAGUGAUGCAAGGUCAUCAUUGUUGUAUGUUCCACAUGGAAUAACAGGGAAAUUAAAUGUGAAGUUGCAGACACACAAGGCCUGUUUACACCUUGUAAUCACUGCACAGACACACACAUCUUAUGUGUAAAGAUCAGAGUUUCUGCUUCACACUAAUCUGAAUACACACACACGCACACACACACACACACACAGAUUGAGAUACAGACACACACAUGACUCUGAUUACACACACACAGAUUGAGAUACAGACACACACAUGACUCUGAUUACACACACACAGAUUGAGAUACAGACACACACAUGACUACACGGACACAUGAAUCUGAUUACACACACACAGAUUGAGAUACAGACACACACAUGACUCUGAUUACACACACACAGAUUGAGAUACAGACACACACAUGACUCUGAUUACACACACACAGAUUGAGAUACAGACACACACAUGAAUCUGAUUACACACACACAGAUUGAGAUACGGACACACACAUGACUACACGGACACAUGAAUCUGAUUACACACACACAGAUUGAGAUACAGACACACACAUGACUCUGAUUACACACACACAGAUUGAGAUACAGACACACACAUGACUACACGGACACAUGAAUCUGAUUACACACACACAGAUUGAGAUACAGACACACACAUGACUCUGAUUACACACACACAGAUUGAGAUACAGACACACACAUGACUCUGAUUACACACACACAGAUUGAGAUACAGACACACACAUGACUCUGAUUACACACACACAGAUUGAGAUACGGACACACACAUGACUACACGGACACAUGAAUCUGAUUACACACACACAGAUUGAGAUACAGACACACACAUGACUCUGAUUACACACACACAGAUUGAGAUACAGACACACACAUGACUGAUUACACACACACAGAUUGAGAUACAGACACACACAUGACUCUGAUUACACACACACAGAUUGAGAUACAGACACACACAUGACUCUGAUUACACACACACAGAUUGAGAUACAGACACACACAUGACUCUGAUUACACACACACAGAUUGAGAUACAGACACACACAUGACUACACGGACACAUGAAUCUGAUUACACACACACAGAUUGAGAUACAGACACACACAUGACUCUGAUUACACACACACAGAUUGAGAUACAGACACACACAUGACUCUGAUUACACACACACAGAUUGAGAUACAGACACACACAUGACUCUGAUUACACACACACAGAUUGAGAUACAGACACACACAUGACUCUGAUUACACACACACAGAUUGAGAUACAGACACACACAUGACUGAUUACACACACACAGAUUGAGAUACAGACACACACAUGACUCUGAUUACACACACACAGAUUGAGAUACAGACACACACAUGACUACACGGACACAUGAAUCUGAUUACACACACACAGAUUGAGAUCCGCAUUUUCCAAUAGUUUUGCUGCAAUAUUACUUCCUUAAUUCUACUACUGAACUCUUCCAAGACGAAGACACACUAUGCUAAUGAGGCUAACGAUGCUAGCUGCACUAUGCUAACGAUGCUAGCUGCACUGUGUGGUCUUCCAAUGCCACAAUCAUCUUUAGAAUGUGUGGAAGAGUAUAUAUUUCAUGUUUGUGUGUGUGUAUACACUCUAUGCAAACACCUGUGGAAAUGUUUAGAAAAAAAAGUGCAGUUUGUUUUUUAUGCAAGUUUUCUCUGAAUGUGGGCGGGGCUUGGUGUGACCAGGAGGAAGUGAUCCAAAUGUUUACCAAAGCGCUGACUUCCUGACACGCCCUGGAGGACUAAAAAAACGGGUUUGGACUUGAAAGUUUUGCACCUGCUGCUUUUAUUUACUGGGACCGGUGGAAGGGCUUUUAUUGUGAAAGGGUGCCAGCACCACUUUCAUAUCACAAGCAGCGCACUGUUAGGUUUUAUUGAUUGAUGUAUUGAUGAUGAAUGUGGGCGGGGCACAGGUGAAUAAAAUGUUUUUUUUUC
Molecule: messenger RNA, 6349 nt
Organism: Entelurus aequoreus (snake pipefish)
Lineage: Eukaryota; Metazoa; Chordata; Actinopteri; Syngnathiformes; Syngnathidae
Gene: cds1
Product: CDP-diacylglycerol synthase (phosphatidate cytidylyltransferase) 1
Cellular component (GO): endoplasmic reticulum membrane
Molecular function (GO): phosphatidate cytidylyltransferase activity
Source: RefSeq, a predicted model, not a curated record